Molecule: messenger RNA, 1340 nt
Organism: Vigna unguiculata (cowpea)
Lineage: Eukaryota; Viridiplantae; Streptophyta; Magnoliopsida; Fabales; Fabaceae
Product: PHD finger protein Alfin1
Biological process (GO): regulation of DNA-templated transcription
Cellular component (GO): nucleus
Molecular function (GO): transcription cis-regulatory region binding; transcription coregulator activity; histone binding
Source: RefSeq, a predicted model, not a curated record
GGACCAGACCCCAUUCCGUUUUGGUUAUCUCUCACUCUUUCAACUCUUUCUCUUUCUCUUUCUCUUUCUCUCCCAACCCCAUCUAUCAUUCUAUCUCUCUCUCCAAACCACACCACCAAAUUCCAAUGCAUCUUCCUUCUUAUUUCAAUCACUGCUACUAUUACUCUUUCAUGCUUUUGCUUCUCCAUAUUUGAAUUCAUUUUCCCUGAAUCUCUUUCUAUCUGAUAGGGCAAAAACAAAACCCUAGCCUAGGAUAUAUCUCAGACAAAAACCUCCUUCGUUGGGGUGGCGUGGGUGGAUAAUUCAACUGCUCCAGCACAGAAGAAGAGAGGAGAUGGAAGGAGUACCGCACCCAGUACCCAGAACUGUCGAAGAGGUUUUCACCGACUUUAAGGGCAGACGCUCUGGUUUGAUUAAGGCCCUCACCACCGACGUUGAAAAGUUUUACCAGCAGUGCGAUCCUGAGAAGGAGAAUCUGUGUCUAUAUGGGUUUCCAAAUGAAACUUGGGAAGUAAAUUUGCCUGUCGAGGAAGUGCCUCCUGAACUUCCUGAGCCGGCAUUAGGUAUAAACUUUGCCAGGGAUGGCAUGCAAGAGAAGGACUGGCUAUCACUGGUUGCAGUUCACAGUGACUCAUGGCUGCUUGCUGUUGCUUUUUACUUUGGUGCCCGCUUUGGAUUUGGUAAGAAUGAAAGGAAAAGGCUUUUUCAGAUGAUAAAUGAUCUGCCAACAAUCUUCGAACUUGUGACUGGAAGUGUUAAGCAAUCAAAGGAUCAACCUGCUGCUCACAACAAUGGUAGCAAAUUCAAAUCAAGUGGAAAGUCCCGUCAGUCUGAAUCUCAAGCCAAGGGGAUGAAGAUGUCUGCACCACCUAAAGAGGAGGAUGACAGUGGAGAUGAAGAAGAAGAAGAUGACGAACAAGGUGCAACAUGUGGUGCUUGCGGUGAUAAUUAUGGCACUGAUGAAUUCUGGAUCUGUUGUGAUAUGUGUGAAAGAUGGUUCCAUGGUAAAUGUGUUAAAAUCACUCCCGCUAAGGCUGAGCACAUCAAGCAAUACAAGUGCCCUAGCUGCAGUAACAAAAGGGUUAGAGUUUGAAAGCUCUAACCUUUGGACCCAUCAGCAAUUAAACAGACAAGAUUUAGAAUGUUUGAUAACAUUUUUACAAGUGAAAAUUGCUUCCUGUUCUAGUCAAUGGUGCACUUUAAUGACUAUGCAGAUGGAAUUUCAAGUUUUGCUACUGUGUUCAUUCCUACUGUCUAAUCUUCUUGGGAAUUGUGUUAAGUAGUCAUUGACAACAAAGAUAUUAUAUAAAUAUAUUAUGCAGUUUCUGGUUUUGAUUUAA